GAGAGGCUGCCAGGGUGCAGGACGUGAGGGCUGUGCUCUGCAGGAACAAACACGCUCUGGAAUUUCAUUUCUGCCCUCGCAAGCAGCUUGCUUCCCGCCCCGUGGGGCCAGCCAGCCAGCCAGCCAGCGCUCGGAGGAGCCGAAAAGCUGGUUUUACAGACAGAAGGCUGAGGGAGAAAUGCAAACGCAGACACUUUGUGGCGACCAGGAAAUCGUUUCCUACAACGUACAGUCCCAGUAAAUUUGGAUGGACAAGACUUUGCCGCCACCAUCUGCAGCCAGCAAUAAGGCAGAAAGUUCUACAACAGCUUCAGCAAAUCAAGGGGGGAAAUGGAACUAAGUGAGCUUCAAGGCGACCUCAUCUGCCACAAAUGACACGGUUUCUGACUCUCGAAGAGCGGCUAUGUGAUUACAAAUAGCACUUGGAAGAGAACAGUGACCUCCUGGUGAUUACUGCUGGAGAUGUGCUCCCCUGCUGCAGAGCUUGUGCUUCUCCCCUGAAGCUGUGCAGUGCCACGAGCUUACCAAAUCUCAGACUUCAAAAACAUCUGCAAAUUCUUCUGGGAUUUGAAAAAAGUUGCAAUAGAAACACCAGAGAAACCUCCAAAUCGCAGGGAUUUUAAAUAUACCAUUAUAAUGGUAAGCUCCAAUUGUUCCACUGAGGACUCCUUUAAAUAUACUUUAUAUGGCUGUGUCUUUAGCAUGGUGUUUGUUCUCGGCCUCAUCGCAAACUGUGUUGCUAUCUACAUUUUUACUUGCACGUUAAAAGUACGAAACGAGACAACAACUUACAUGCUUAAUUUAGCAAUAUCAGACCUGCUUUUUGUGUUUACGUUACCCUUCAGGAUCUAUUACUUUAUAGCACGAAACUGGCCGUUCGGAGACAUCCUUUGCAGGAUUUCUGUCACCCUCUUCUACACGAACAUGUAUGGGAGCAUUUUAUUUCUGACUUGCAUAAGCGUAGAUCGCUUCUUAGCCAUAGUCCACCCCUUUCGAUCCAAGACUCUCCGAACCAAAAGGAAUGCAAAGAUUGUCUGUGUUGCAGUGUGGACAACCGUGCUGGCAGGCAGCACACCAGCCAGCUUUUUCCAGUCUACAAACCGCCGCAACGAUACUGAACAAAGAACCUGUUUUGAAAACUUUUCAGAGGACACGUGGAAAACCUACCUAUCCCGGAUUGUUAUCUUCAUUGAAAUAGUCGGGUUUUUUAUUCCUCUCAUCUUGAACGUGACCUGCUCUACUAUGGUCUUACGGACUUUGAAUAAACCGCUUACAUUAAGUCGGAAUAAAUUAAGCAAGAAAAAGGUACUAAAAAUGGUUUUUGUCCAUUUGGUAAUAUUCUGCUUCUGUUUUGUGCCUUAUAACGUGACAUUAAUACUUUACUCCCUUAUGAGAACACAGACCUGGAUCAAUUGUUCAGUGGUAACUGCAGUCAGGACUAUGUACCCUGUCACGCUGUGCAUCGCUGUUUCAAACUGCUGUUUUGACCCUAUAGUUUAUUACUUUACAUCAGAUACAAUUCAAAAUUCAAUAAAAAAGAACCGUUCCACUAGAACACGGGACAUCAGGUUCUCCGAAAGGCCAGUUUCAGAAAACUUCAUUCAACACAGCCUUCAGACUAUAAAAAUGAAAAUAUUUGACAAUGACUCUACAAUAUAAAUGGAAUUAAAAGACUACUUGGGACUAAACUGGAACUGGAAGCCUGCACAUUUCUUCAGCUGGGGAAAUAUAUUCUGAUAUGUAAAUGUUA
Molecule: messenger RNA, 1750 nt
Organism: Apus apus (common swift)
Lineage: Eukaryota; Metazoa; Chordata; Aves; Apodiformes; Apodidae
Gene: LPAR6
Product: lysophosphatidic acid receptor 6
Exons: 1
Coding region: 637-1659 (340 amino acids)
Biological process (GO): positive regulation of Rho protein signal transduction; phospholipase C-activating G protein-coupled receptor signaling pathway
Cellular component (GO): membrane
Molecular function (GO): lysophosphatidic acid receptor activity
Source: RefSeq, a predicted model, not a curated record